Messenger RNA from Eupeodes corollae, 3038 nucleotides. RefSeq lists its product as uncharacterized. Gene Ontology annotation, biological process: proteolysis. The record is from RefSeq and is a predicted model, not a curated record. Bases 164 to 2863 code for a protein of 899 amino acids. Lineage: Eukaryota; Metazoa; Arthropoda; Insecta; Diptera; Syrphidae. The transcript is spliced from 10 exons. Gene Ontology annotation, molecular function: serine-type endopeptidase activity.
AAGUGAAUGGGUCCGAGUCGGAUCAUUUUAAGUAUUAUUUGCAAAGAAGAUACAUUUUAAACGUUUCGUUCGGUCGUUGUCGUCGUAGCCGCCACCGGAGUCUUAUUUUUAACGUUACCUACUUACUAAUUGUGUCCUUAGUUAAAUAAUUUAAAAAACCAAUAUGCAUUAUUUCGAAACCAGUUUAAGUUAUUUUAUUGCAAUUUUGGGAAUUGUUUGCAUUUCCAAUAAUUAUUUCACAAGUGCUCAGUCUCAAUGUUCAAAUCCUAACCGAAGAACUGGUUACUGUAUUUCGAUAUAUGAUUGUCAGCCGCUGUUAGGAGUUGCGGCUCGAAAGCCUUUGCAGGACCUUGAUAGGAAGUUCAUCCUUGAUUCGCAGUGUCGUGGCGGUUUGGGUAAAGCACCGCAUGUCUGUUGUACCGAUGACACUGGUUUCUUAAGAAGACAGUCAUCAUCAGGAGGACGAUCAACGGUCCUGUUUCCCACACAAAAUCGAGGAAUUAGUCGGCCUCGAGGACGAGGUCAAUCCUCGUCGUCGUCUUCAUCGCCAUCAUUUGCUAGGGGAGAGAUUCCAAAACCACCGGCUUGUGGUGGUGUUACACUGCAAAAUAAAAUCUAUGGCGGAGAUGAUGCUGAUUUGUUUGAGUUUCCAUGGUUAGUGAUGUUGGAGUACAGAAGAAGAAGUGGAGCAAGGUCUACAAACUGUGGUGGAUCCUUGAUUAAUCAAAGGUACAUAAUAACAGCUGCACAUUGCGUAACCGGAGCGAUUGAACGAGAUGUUGGACCAUUAGUUGGUGUUAUCCUUGGAGAAUAUGACACGACGAGGUCAAUCGAUUGUGUCGGUGGAACAUGUGCAAGUUCGGUCUUACGCGUAGGCGUCGAAGAAGUUAAGCCUCAUGAAUCUUACAGUGACACCCAAGUCCAUCGCCACAAUGACAUAGCCUUGGUGAGAAUGGAUCGAAAUAUCAUUUAUUCGGACUCAAUUAGGCCAAUUUGUCUGCCAUUUACUCUGCCAAACGAACAACUUCGCAGUGGAACCCUUCUUACAGUCGCUGGAUGGGGAAGGACACUUCAAACACAAAAAAGUGCAAUCAAACAGAAAGUUCAAGUGCCAUUGACAGAUCAAGGUGAAUGUCGUCAAAAGUUCCAGACCCGCAAAAUACAAAUUAUUGACGCUCAAGUGUGUGCUGGAGGUGUUUAUGCAGAAGACAGUUGUGAUGGAGAUUCGGGGGGACCGUUGAUGAGCUUGCGUCAAGGUGUAUGGGUUCUGGAGGGUGUUGUUUCGUUUGGAGUUAAGUGUGGAUUUGAAGGCUGGCCAGCAGUUCACACGAGAGUUGAAAGUUACAGUUCGUGGAUAAAUGAUAGGAUACGACAAAAGAGUAUAGCGAAGCGACUCUGCCACACCACAACGCCUCAAGCACGUACGGAUGCUAGUCUCAAAGUUUGUGUUCAACGAUCGGUCUCGAACAGAUGUCAUACGCCAGCAACGACACGACGGAAAACAAUGUUCAAAUCUCAUUUGACCCUGCAAUGGCUGGCUUUAGUCGCGAUUGGUAGUCUGACGCUCGCAGACGUCGCUAGUAUCAUAACGAACGAUAAUAGCCGCAACGCCUUGGUGUCCUGUGAUAUUCCAAACGAGAGUGUGCGUGGGCAAUGCCGCGACGCGUCCGACUGCGAGGCGUUUUUGAAAGUGAACAAUGAAACAAGUUCCACCGAUGAUGCGGUGUCGCAACCGGAAUUAUUGCGUUUCCUGGAAAAAGUGCAAUGUGAAAGUGAAAGUGGGUCGUCGGCUUCGGCAGCGGCCGCAGCAUCGGCAUUGUCGUCGUCGUCGAUUUGGACGUCGUCUUCGUCUUCGGCGCCAAUUAUUGUGUGUUGUCCUUUAAACGGGCGUGCAUAUGCCCAUCCGGCUGUUGAAGUGUCAAAAUCUAGUGUCAGUCGAAUCAGUUCGAGGCUCAAUAAGUCGCGGAACAAAAUCAAAAAGCUCAAAAGACGCAUCCAGAAGGUUGACGGUUCUGACAGCUACAACGGCCUAUUUGGCGACUGUGGCAAGCAGGUGACCAACAGGAUCUAUGGCGGUGAAAUUGCCGAGCUAGACGAGUAUCCUUGGCUGGCGUUGCUUGUCUACAACACAAACGAUUAUGGAUGCAGCGGGGCUUUGAUAGACAAUCAGCACAUCUUGACAGCUGCCCAUUGUGUCAAGGGCAGUGGGGUGCGCGAAAAAAAUGGACUAAAACACGUUCGCUUGGGCGAAUUUAACGUUAAGACUGAACCAGACUGCAUUGAAGAGGCCAAUUACCUGAACUGCAACGAUGCAUCUCUAGACAUGUCCGUGGAACGCAUCUUUGUCCAUCCCGACUAUAAUGAGUAUUCGGCGGAUAAAUACGACGACAUUGCCAUCAUUCGACUGAAAAGCAUCGUGCCAUUUACCCACUUCAUCAUGCCUAUCUGCCUACCCAUAGCCAAUGAUCUUGAGGGCAAUAAAUUCAAGCCCGGUCAUAUGUUUUCCGUUUCCGGUUGGGGUCAGACUGAUCUGUUUGAUAAAUACUACCCGAACAUUCAGAGUCCCAUCAAGCUGAAGCUACGCGUUCCGCUAGUUCCCAAGCAGGAUUGCACAAAGCUACUCAAACCCUUCGGAGUCCAAGUGGGUCGUAAUCAGCUGUGUGCUGGCGGCGAAUACGCCAAAGACACCUGCUCCGGGGAUAGUGGCGGGCCCCUCAUGUCAUUCAAUCGCAAACGUUCACGUUGGGUUGCUUACGGAGUUGUUAGCUACGGCUUCACGAGAUGUGGCAUGGCAGACCAUCCGGCUGUGUACACAAAUGUCUCGGCAUACCUCGAUUGGAUUAGCGACACAAUAAAAAGCUAGCAAAAGUCUCAAGUCUGAACCUUAUAGCUGCGUGCAGAUUAAAAAAUUAUUAUAAAUAAUAAUUUUUUAUUGUUCGAUAAAUUUGUUUAGCUAAGUGUAUACCACGACACGACGAUGUACAGGUAUACAAGUUUAUCUCGGAGGCAGAAAUAAAAAGUCGAAAUCGAGAAUAAUA